AUGUGCACUGUGCAGUUAUCAGCAAGACAGGAGUACCUGGUCUCGCUCCGUAACCAGAUCACCCUUUACAUGGACCUGUGUACUGAAGUGGAGGUCAAGUUGGGGGAUGUGUCCAGUACUCUCGAUAAACCAAACCUCUGGUUAUCUAGCUCACUGGAUGGAGGACUGCAGGAACAGCUCGAUAUCACCAAGGAUCUGCAGAGUGAGUUACGUACGAUAGGAGAGGACAUUACCAGUGUAGAACAGUUCGCAGGGAAGCUAGAUCAGAUAAUGCCAGGACAAACCCACAACUCUCAGAACUUACGGGACAACUUCAACAAUUUAUCAGCCCGUGUGGGUGAGAAGUCAAACUAUUUGGAGGUGGAGAGUAACAAAUUCCUCAAGUUCCGUCAGGACUACAAUGAGCUAGGGGCAUGGCUACAGACAGCUCUAAAUGACGGGCCCAGUGAAGAAAGUAACACAGCAGACUCUUUAGGAAGCUUACAACGCUCCCAGAACAUCUACAACACGUACAAGACUAGAGUAGACGAGCUGAGCGUGUUAAAACUGAAACUAGACAAUGUUAUAGCGUACGGAAGAGACCUACUGAUACAUCUCUCUCCCUCUGCUGCAAAACAACUCACGAGUGAUCUGACAAUACUACACACGUUGUGGGAAAAGCUAGACGAGGAAGUGAGAAGUAGAUACAGUGAAGUUAACAUAGCAUUAGAGGGACUCCUCAACCUGCAGGACCACACUAACACUAUCACAACCUGGUUAGAAGGGUUGAGUAGAAGAGAGAGUACACACCAACCUGAGGGAGGGGACCAGUACACUAGACAUGUGCAACUCUACCAUGGUUACAUCGACCAGCUUAACACUCAGUCAGCGGAAAUACAGUCUACUCGACAACUCUCUCACCAGUUGAUGGGAUCACUAGAUUCUAGUUACGAGCAGUUCAUUUCCUGCCAGUUUGAGACUUGUAACGGUCGAUGGGUUCAGCUCUCUGAUAAGAUCACACGUAAAUCAGAGCGAUGUCGCCACUUGCAAGACCUUCAAGCGUCACUUCGUGGUCACGAGGUCAUGAUGUCACAGUUUGACACUAUGCUGAAGGAGCUGGAGUUAUUGUUGCGUAGUGAAGGCUAUGAUAAGAGUUUUAUAACCGGGUUACCAGGACUACACGACCAGAUCACCGCCUCCCUACAGCUGGUGGGCUCGCUAGAGAAGGAGUGCGGGCAACUACAACUAGAGGACAGUGUGUGUAGUUGUGGGCUGGAGAUAUCACUGGGAACUACUAGCAGCAAGUGUAGAACUAAGUGCCAACUUCUACUGGAACUCCUCUCUAAAUAUCAGGGUGAUCUAGACGCGCACCUGAGGGAUGUUAAACUGUGCACUGCUCUGUACUCUGAACUGACUACUGAACUUGGUGUGAUAGCAGGACACGUGUUAUCAGCACUGAGCAACACUUCUCUUCCUAUAGCAGACAGAGUAAGUUUACAGUAA
Messenger RNA from Bolinopsis microptera, 1482 nucleotides. RefSeq lists its product as uncharacterized. Lineage: Eukaryota; Metazoa; Ctenophora; Tentaculata; Lobata; Bolinopsidae. The record is from RefSeq and is a predicted model, not a curated record. The coding region runs from base 1 to 1482 and encodes 493 amino acids. Gene Ontology annotation, molecular function: protein binding. The transcript has 11 exons.